Talaromyces stipitatus ATCC 10500 is the source of this 594-nucleotide messenger RNA. RefSeq lists its product as uncharacterized. The transcript is spliced from 2 exons. The record is from RefSeq and is a predicted model, not a curated record. Bases 1 to 594 code for a protein of 197 amino acids. Lineage: Eukaryota; Fungi; Ascomycota; Eurotiomycetes; Eurotiales; Trichocomaceae.
AUGGCCAAGAGGAGAGUUAAUGACGCCCUAAACACCAGGAACAGUCUAAUAAUCAUAGAGACACUUAAUCUUUCUCCAGGGACCAAUGUCAAAGUUUGGCGAGAAGAUAAGGGUUGGACAGGCCCACAUAAACUCAUCUUAGUAAAUGGUCAUGACGUGACAGUCAAUCUUGGUAAUAGUGCUGUCGCUUUCCAGGCAAUAAUCCACGUCUCUAAACCACCUGUGACACCUCCACCUCCACGAUGUCGAGAACGACCACGAGGAUCCAAGAACAAGCAAAAAGUGGAUGUCAACGUAUACCUAUCGAAGAAAGAGAAGGGCGACCUUGAACUUGCACUCAAAUUGAGACGAGAAGGAAAUAUUGUGACAGAAGGUGCCCCAUUUGAACUUUUAAGCGUUGCAGAGAUCGAUGGCCUGAUUGCAAAUAGAACGUUCAAAAUCGUCCACCGAGACAAUGUGAACCUCAGAGAUCUCCGCAUUUUCAACUCCCACUUGGUUAAUGAGAUCAAGGGGAAGAAUGAGAUCCCAUAUGAGAAAUCACGCCUAGUCAUCCAAGGAUAUAAUGACGCUAGAAAAGCUGGGAUUCUGACCUAA